Molecule: messenger RNA, 1634 nt
Organism: Phalacrocorax carbo (great cormorant)
Lineage: Eukaryota; Metazoa; Chordata; Aves; Suliformes; Phalacrocoracidae
Source: RefSeq, a predicted model, not a curated record
ACCGGGCUAGGCGGGAGGGAGGGAAGGAGGAGGGCGGCCAAGAUGGCGGCCAAGAUGGCGGCGGCGGGGUGAGGCGGCGGCGGUGGCGGCGAUGUCCGGGGCGGACGAUCGUGAGGCCGGCGGGGGCCCGGCCGCCCCCUCCGCCCCCUCCGCCACCCUCCCCGGUCCCGCGGCUUCGUCCUCCUCCUCCUCCUCGUCGUCCCUCCCGGGCGAGGCGGGCGGCGCCGAGGAGGCGGGUUCGCUGCUCGGUGGGGCCCGGCCUCACGCUGAGGCGGGCGCCGACCCCGACGCGCCGCCCAAGAAACGUUUGAGGCCGACGGGGACGGGGACGGGUGGGCCUGAGGGGGCGGCGGGCAGCGUGAAGCUGGAGGAGCGGCUCUACUCCGUGCUGUGCUGCACCGUCUGCCUCGACCUGCCCAAGGCCUCGGUCUACCAGUGCACCAACGGCCACCUGAUGUGCGCCGGCUGCUUCAUCCACCUCCUGGCGGACGCCCGGCUGAAGGAGGAACAAGCCACUUGCCCGAAUUGCCGGUGCGAGAUCAGCAAGAGCUUGUGCUGCCGAAACCUGGCCGUGGAAAAAGCCGUCAGCGAGCUGCCCUCCGAGUGCGGCUUCUGCAUGCAGCAAUUCCCCCGCUCCCUCCUGGAGAGGCACCAGAAAGAGGAGUGCCAGGACAGGGUGACCCAGUGCAAAUACAAGCGGAUCGGGUGCCCCUGGCAGGGUCCCUACCACGAGCUGACGGUGCACGAAGCCGAGUGCACCCACCCCACCAAAACCGGCAACGAGCUGAUGGAGAUUUUAGACGAAAUGGACCAAACGAGGAAAAAAGAAAUGCAGCUUUACAACAGCAUCUUCAGCCUGCUCAGCUUCGAGAAGAUCGGCUACACAGAGGUUCAGUUCCGCCCGUACCGCACCGACGACUUCAUCACCCGCCUCUACUACGAGACGCCGCGCUUGACCGUCCUCAACCAGACGUGGGUGCUGAAGGCGCGGGUGAACGACUCCGAGCGCAACCCCAACCUCUCCUGCAAGCGCACCCUCUCCUUCCAGCUCAUCCUGAAGAGCAAAAUCAACUCCCCCAUGGAGUGCUCCUUCCUCCUCCUCGAGGGGCCCUACGACGACGUCAAGAUCCGCCCCGUCAUCUACCAUUUUGUCUUCAGCAACGAGAACAACGAGACGGAUUACAUGGCGCUGCCCAUCGUCGACUCGGUGGAGUGUAACAAACUGCUGGCGGCGAAAAACAUCAACCUGCGGCUUUUUAUAUUUCAAAUCCAAAAAUAAGACUCGGAUUUAAACAAACAACACCCCCCCCCACACCCCCCCCUCCUCUUCUUCCUCCUCCUCUUCCUCCUCUUCCGACCGUCGGACCCGCCGCGGCGCCGCCGGGAUUUCGCCCAAAGCAACGAAACGAGAUGGAAAACACACACGCAAAGAGAUAAACCCACCCCAAAACCUUCCCCCUCCCCCUCCCCCCCCCCACCCACCCACCCAACAACACCCUGAAUCUUGAGAUAAAUCCGCAUGCGGGCGCGGCGGGGCGGGGCAGGGCGGGGCAGGGCGGGGCGCGGGAGCGUUCUGUGCAGCGGGUCCUCCGGCGGUUUUACUAUUAGAAUAAACGAAAUGGGGAAUUUUCCAA